GAUAAUGAAAAUGAUGAUUAUGUUGUUACAAUUGGGAUGGAUAAUGUACAUGCAUCAUCAGAUGGUUUUGGUGCCAUGUGCCAUGAGGCACCAGCAGCGCCCCAUGCUGGUACCCAUGCCGCUGACUCGGCUUGGCUACAACAAAGCCCAAUCUCACCCACCCACCCACCAUACCACCCUCAACCACAAACCCCACAACCACAAACCUCCACAACCACCUGUCAAUAUCCAGUACCCACCAGCAGAUCGCAUCUGGGAUUGGCAGCAAGGUGCCAAUUUUGCUCCCAGUCCCCAUCACUUUGAUGAGGGUCAGAGUGGAAUAUGGUCAACUUGUACACUUGAGAACAAUGCCACUGAACUGGAAUGUUUCAAGUUAUUCUUUGAUGAACCUCUGAUGGAAAUUAUUGUCAGGGGAAGCAACCCAUACUUCGAUUACACAAUGGCAAACACAGUUCUUUCACAAAGAUCACGCCUACACCUGUGGAAGGAGACAACUGUGGCUGAGAUGUAUAUUUUCUUUGCCUCAAUAAUGCUUAUGCCACAUGUGUAUAAACACUGUGUCAAACCAUAUUGGUCGAGAGACCGCCUGAUUUCAACUACAGCUUUCAGUGAUAUAAUACCAGUGAAUCAAUUUGUGCUACUAUUAUGUACCUCAUUGCAGUUUCUCUCUGGCAUGCGGUCAGCUGUGUCUCCAACUGGGCCACCAUGCAUGGGUUUAAAUUUUCCAGGACUAAAACUCGCCAAAUUACUUUCACUAGACAUUCUGUCAUCUCUGAU
This is a messenger RNA of Cherax quadricarinatus, 777 nucleotides long. The record is from RefSeq and is a predicted model, not a curated record. NCBI's taxonomy places the organism in Eukaryota, Metazoa, Arthropoda, Malacostraca, Decapoda, Parastacidae.